AUGGAACGCACUAUCUCCAUCCACCACGGCCCUUACGAGUCCAUCCCCACCUCUGCCUCCCCGGGUCUUACGUUUCUCCGGCGAUUCCUACCGGCGCUCGAUUCCCUCUCUCCCGAUGAAAAUCGCAUCACCCCCUUCUUCACUCCUAGCGCUCCCAUCCUCGUCGGCAGUGAGCCGCCAACAGCGGCAAGCCAAGCAGUCCCUCUCCUCGAAGUGCGCAGCCAUCACGUUUCCAAAUUCCAUCAUCACAUUCACAUCGCCUGGGAUAUAGAUCUAGGAAGCGAUAAGGGCCCCGUCUAUACAUCAUAUAAUCGCACGGCACCGAAUGAAGAAACCGCUCAAAGCGGACAGCUAUAUGCGCCGUUGGCAGGGAAAAUCGCAAUGAAACGCACGGUUAUGUUUGAAGCGACCUCCGAAACCACCUUCAAGACGGACCCGGACCAAUUCGCUAUCCGAGUUCGGGAGUUCAAUAUUCUAGAUCUGGAAGGCCGCGAUGAAUCAGAUCUGCAGAUUGUUGAGAUGCGGAUCUUUUUGGACCAGAGGCCCAUUCAGGCGCAUGCUGCCAGUUUAUUUGCGGGGUCAUCUUAUACCGCAUCAUAG
Molecule: messenger RNA, 600 nt
Organism: Penicillium paradoxum
Lineage: Eukaryota; Fungi; Ascomycota; Eurotiomycetes; Eurotiales; Aspergillaceae
Exons: 1
Coding region: 1-600 (199 amino acids)
Source: RefSeq, a predicted model, not a curated record